AUGGGUGGAGAACUGACUACAAUCACCCUGGUGGUGGAGCGAACUACUUUUGCCUUCCACACAAUCAAAUAUGACAAGUACAAAGAUGGCCAUCAGGCCGUUGGAUACGUGUACGGCACUGAAUAUAAAGUGAAAGAUUACAACGGAGAUCCUUUUAAGAGAAAUCUUCACAAUCAUGAUGCGCCGUGCGUCGUCUGCUUCGUCAAGACACGUGGUUCAAUGCUGAUGAUGCCUGCUAGGAAUGACUGUCCGUCUGGAUGGAUCAAGGAGUAUCAUGGGUACCUGAUGACUGCUUAUCAUAACCACAAGCAUUCAAGCGACUUCAUUUGUGUUGAUGGGGAUCCAGAGUAUGUUCCUGGUAGCCAUGCCAACAAAAACGGUGCCUUGCUGUACGCUGUGGAAGGAAAUUGCGGCUCACUCCCAUGUCCUCCUUAUGCCAGCGGUCGAGAGUUGACAUGCGCUGUGUGUACCAAGUGAUGAGUAGUGGCUACCGACGAGAUACAAAAGAUAUUUUUAAAAUGGUGAUUUGAUUUAGGUCUCAUAAUUUGCCUUUAAAAACAGCACCUAUUUAAACCUGUUGUAACUUAAUGCGAACUGUAAUUAAAAAGAAUAAACAAAUGAUGUGAUCAUUCAUAAACAUCAAUUUGCUAGCUUACUUCUCGUAGCUCUCUAUCCUUUUGACCUCGUUCAAGCUGGAGGGGAUACUUUAAAAAGCUCUUCACCGACACCCAGAGAAAAACUUCCAACUAAAGAUAAGAACAUCUACGAAGGCAUAUUUGUUUAAUGUAUUCCAAACAAUCGCUAAAAUUAGGGAGCUGGAAGUUCAACGCCUUCCAUUUCAAUUUCCAGACAUAGUGCGGUAACUUAAAGUGAUUUUUCCACUUAAAUGCGUCCCGUAAACAUGAAAAUCACCCUGAGGAAGAUAAAGGAGAAUAAAGUUGCAUCAGAUGUUUAAACCUCUGGUAGACAAGGGAUUCAUGAGCGAGGAUAUAGGAAGGAGGGAGUAAGGAACGGCGGAGCCGGGGAGCUGAGGGGGCUUUAUCAACUCCUCCACCCCGCUCCACACACCGUUUUCCAGAGGAAAAAUUUUUCUUUCACUGAAUAGUGAACUACUUCCGUUAACGUUAAUUCGAUUGAUACUCGCUAGUUAUUCGAGAAAAGAAGUAAAAUACAUAAAGGUAUUCACCAGAUGAAAGCAUUGUUUGAAUCGAACUUGCCCUAUUUAGUGAAGGAAUUUUACAAAAAAUUAGACAAAACCCGUCGGAAACUUUUCGUGUUUACGUGUUUUCAACAUUUUUCCAGCGUGCGCUUCCUUCCCACACAAGAAGAACUCCUAUAUGCAGGCCAGUGUACUAAGGGCGGAUAUAAUCAUAUAGAAAGCUGAGAAAUAUGUAUCACGUUUUUAAAAUACAAAACCUCCAUUGCUGUAAGCAAUUCAAAUGUAACCGGUGUUGUGGUGGCCAUCUAGAAAACCUAAUGGUUCACUUGGCCAUCAUACUCAGACUUUAAUCCUGAUUCAAUAGAAAGGUUUAUAUUGUAAACAACAAACUAAAAGGCUGGAACUUAGCAUUAGUUAAAUAUUGAGAGAAAAUUCAUCUGAGACUGGCAUUCGACAAUCGGUUGCAAAAUAUAUUGUAUUGACAUCACUUUUGAUUCCGGAUUCAAAAUCUUGGGAUGUACGCAACCAAACCGGGACUCUCUAUUUUGGAUUCACGCAUCUUCGUGAACGUCAAAACUGAUCCACUACCAAAAUGUCCCAGAUUCGUCAAGAAUCAGGGCAAAUCUACUCCAGUUUAAUUAAACUUAACCCGUUUGUUUGCCGGCGAAAUUGCCUUUCAAUGCUAAUGGUAGUCCAUACUGUACAAACGCAUUGCAUAUGGCUUUUCAGUUUAAAAGUCGCUAGUCGAAUUUAAACGAAGGAAUAUGUGCGUUGGGAAAUUGCGGUUUGUUGGUACGUUAAUGUUCAGUAACCAUAGAAAUGGGGCUACGUGGAAAAUGUGGUCAGUGCCGAGUGUGGAUAGUGCGCAUUGUGGUAGAAAAUGCCGGGUGUAGAAAAUGUGAAGAGCGGAAAAUGCCGAGCGUAUAGUGGAUCAUUCAAAUGUUGGGUGGAGAGUGUACUAUUGUCUACCAGACAAUGAACUUCGUCAAUUUAACGGUGAAUGUUUUUGCUAGAUGAGCUUCCGUGAAAACUUCAAGUUGUAAACCUAUACGUUAUAGGAUCUGUUCAUUAAAUCGGCGUCAGUCAAUCGAAUCUUUAUUUAGUAUAGCAUACUAGACUUUCUAUUCUCAAUGCUGAUGGUACAUGUAAUAAAUAUUAUUGUAGUCAGAAUUACUAAUUACAAAAAGAUUUCUUCUCGCACUGCAGCUGACCCACCAGAACAAAAUACAAAUUGAAACUUUACUUAGGACGGUACUCUCUUGUAUUCAAUCGCAGAUUUGCAUAUGGUCCAGUAACUUGGCUUUGUCUACAAAUACGUCACAUAGAUUUAGUUUCUCAACAAACAACAGUUUCCUUUUUUAAUGCAAAAAUGAGAGGCAAAUUUUCAGGACAAACAAGUGAUUUUCAACGUCAGUUUCUGAGUAAACUGCCUGAGCACGCAAGUAACUAAGAAAAGCCUCGAAAAGUGUAAGUUGACGGAGUUACUAAAGGUAAUAAGUGAAAGUAAGUGAAAAUCCCCCUAUUCUUGUGUUUUACUGAUUACACAUUAAGUACAAAGCCAUACUAUACUCAUCUGUGUUUGUUCGCAAAUAAAACAACGUCAUGCAUAUGAGUCUUGUGGCGUGAUGUCGUGGCAAACAUAAUGCAAGAUGGCUAUAAUUUCCCUAGUACAAGUAAAUUAUUUCACUCUAAAGGGCUUCCGUAACUAUAACAAUCAGUCAACUGUUUGUACAACCAACCCAUGAAAAGAUACCGCGGAGAAGAUCGCUGCGAUGAUGCGAUGUGAGAAGCCAGUGAAUUACGAUCGAUCUCUCGCGUUCUCAUGUGUACUAUAAUCGAUGAUUUUAACGUAGUAUUUCUUUCCCUUAGUCAAGUUAUAGGGCACGCCUCCAAUUCCUUUGUUUGAUUAAUGCUAACAUUAGUACAUUAGACAAUGCCGGAUUCCUGAUAAAUUAGAAGGGCGAAGAGCGGAAGAGUUCCGACACUCACUGCAGAAACAUUAAAUACCUGAGCUAAAUGUUAUGGAUCUGAGCGAGUGAGAUCGCGACCAGGGAUCGCACCCUUCUCUGAGGUUUGUGGCGGAGAGAGAUGAGGGAUCUCAAAAUUUAACCUUAGGCCCGUCGAAUUUCACAUGUGCCUUAUUUGGUCUGAUUCAGCUCCCAUUUUAGUCGACUAAAAUAAUUUUUACAUACGGCAGUUUAUUCAGACUUCGGAUAUAAUGGUGUCGAAUUUAACUGUCGUCCUUUCGUUGUCCAAUGAUGGAUAACACUUUCUUACAUAAUGCAUUAUAUUCUGCACAUGUGAAAUGCGUCGUCUGAAUCAGAUGUCGAACGUAAGUCGAAUCUUCGACUGUUUCAGUGGCAGAUUUGGCAAAGUCGUAUUUAAUUUGAAACUGUCGAAUUCAACUGAUUCAGACGUCGCAUCUCAUGUGCAGUUUAUUCUCGAAUUAAAUUCGGCACUUGUGAAAUUUCCGGUUUGAGAAAUCGGAGCUACAGAAGUUAAAAACAGCGGCAUUAAACUUUGAAUUGAAUUCAACAUGAAAGUUUAAAUUAAUCGUGUGGCAGUCGCUUAACAUGAAAAGCAAAAUCUUUGCGCCUGCUAAGAACAGCUAAAGAACAUCGAAUUCAGACGGCAUAAAAAAAAUUACCUCAGUCCAUUUCAUCCCGUUCCACUCCAGAUGUAAUGGCCAGAAUAAUACGUUGCAUGAGUAGUUCCGAAGGCUUUUUUUUCCUCUCUGUUUCAAUUAGUUAGUCAAUUGUAGUCUGAGCACUCUCGACGUGUAUUGAAUGAUGGUCAGUGUUAUCAUACUAUAAGUUAGAAUUAUAAAUGAAUUAUUCACACAAUUAGAUGCUAUUUGAAAACUUGUAUCAUGAUGUGAAAAAACCUACGGAUUAAAGAUCCCCAGGCUAACAAUACUGGGCUGAUACUAACAACCAUAAAUGCCACUCUUAGUUUUUAAGGGAACAAUUUUGCUUGCGCAUUCUGCCUAAAAUAAUUCGGGUUCUAUAUUAUACACGCAACUUUAGCGCUAAUCCAUGAUGAAAAUGUACAAAUAUUAAACGAUAAUAAUCUGUCGCAAUAUUUAGUAAGCGCUUUUAAGACAUUAAGAAGACGAAAUUAUAAAAUCUGAAAUGCUGAAUAAUACGAAAUUAUUCAUUGAUUCUAACACAGACAUUUUUCACCACCUUGUUCGUUGAUCAUUAUUAUAAGGGUUUCGUGGAAUCCAGGGCCGGUUACUUAGCACGGGAAAAGCGGAAAUUCCGGAUGGAUAAUCAAACCUCGGUUCGCGCUAUUCCAUAUUUGGGAAGCUUCAGAAAAAAUGGGCUGCUAUUUGUAUGAGCGAGGCAAUUUUUCUACUCUUUUUAGUCUGCAAAGCUGAUUUGGAUAUACUUUGUAGCGGGUCGUUCUCCAACCACGUCAAAUUUUAUAGUUUUGUGUUUAUGAAAAAGAUUCCCACCCGGGUGGUUUGUGUAAAUGGCAAGCACCCCUGUUCUUCUAAAACUUACUUCCGGUUAAAGUAGUGCUACGUCAGAGACGCGAAAAAAUUCUCGUUUAUUUUUCUGCGUAUCAUAAUGUGGUGGAUAGAAAGAGAUAUCUUUGUUUUUUUCUUGGAUUUAACUGAUUUCAAAAGUUCAAGUUCGGAAAGCGCUACUCGAUCGGCAAUGAAAUUAUCGCCAAUCGUGUCACAUCGGACCGGACUGCGCUUGAUGGUUGUGUCGGUGAUGUUCUGUUUCAUCCCGGUUCAUUUGACUUCUGCUAAGAGUCAGUCGUUGCUGUACCGAGGACCAAGAGCAGCCAAGAAAAAUGCCAGCUCUGUCGGCGGUGACUUUGAGAGAAGACUGAACGCUAUGGAAAAAAGGUAAGCUUUCAAAUGAAUAUCCUUUGUUGAAUCGAAUUCAGAACUUUUUUUUCCCUUCGAUAAGAAACUGAGAGAGUCGCAAACGCCCAAAAUAAUACACUGAGAUUUCUCUAGAGGAGUCUAAACCAAUGACAAGGUUUAACACAUUUGUAGACGAAGACCACUUAAGUCUAGCUUCAAUGUAAAACGGUCACGCAUCUUACUCUAAGGUGCAAUUUAUUCUUGACUGACUGUAAACAAGUGACUCUUUAUUCAAAAAACUACGUUUCGAGAUUAGUUUUCUGGUUGACUGUUGUUGAAAAUCUGCGGGCGUUGAUUGUAGGAAAAUCAACGUUUGAUCACUACUGUUGUCUCUUUUAUUUUCUCCACUGAAGGCACAACACCAGCACAAGCUUGGCAAAUAAGCGAUUGGAAGAGAUAGAAAAAAGGUUUGUGAUGUUGUAAAAUUGAAAAGUAGUCCUGAAGUUUAAUUCAGAUCCAUCCAGUACUUCCUCUAUAAGUACUUUCUGCAUUACUUGAAUGAACUACUUCCUUUCAAAAUAAAGAAUGAUGGUCAGUUUUUUAAGCUCGGUGAAGAAAUUUUCCUUUCUGCUUUUUUGCAAAUUUUUAUCCAGAUUUUAAUUAGAGUAGAAAACAAUUUUAAAUAACCGUUUUGAUUUGAAAAACUACAGUAUUCUGAGAAUUAAAUAUUACUCAAUGUACCGAAAGCAUGUCCAGAGUUCAGUAGCUUUUAGUGUGAUGAAAAAACAAAUACGGCAGGAAGAGAAGAAUGAAGAUUUCACGCGCACUCACUGUCUUCUUCAAAAGCUCAUCAUUGUUGAAAUUUUUACAUGUAACGUGAAACCACUCAACAAUUAUUGACAACGUUAACUCUGCCCUGCAAAAAAAAUACCGUUUGUUACUGUCGUUUGUGUCUCUUUUCAAUUGUUUAGAGCGCCACAACACCGAAAUCUGCCAUUUAGGCAUGUGGAUAAAUAAAAAUCAUUAUGAAGUUUUGAAACUUCUUUAGCGUGAUCCGGCUGUAGACAAGACUUCACCCUUUACGAGUAUGAAGAGUUGUGAUCGUUCUCAUUUUAAUUGCCUACUUCAAGGAGGGCUUUAUUUUUGAGGUCUACAAGAUAGAACAGCUCAACAAAACAGCAGAGAGUUCUAUUGAGAUUAUAUAUAGCUAUAAUGCAAAUUUCUAUACCGCACGUUCUCAUUGCAUGAUAUAUAAGCUCAGUGCAAGGUAUGAAGCUGUGAAAAAAUUGCCUACUAUACAAGCUUAUAAGGAACCAUUCUAUGAGUGUAACUGUCAGGUUUAUCAGCCAUGUUAUCUUUUCGUAGACUUGAUCUGCUGUUGCGUAUACCAUCUCAGGUCAGGGGAUCAGGGGACUCGUAUGCGUCGCUGCUGGUCUACUUAUUAGGUUCGUAAAGAAACUUGAUGUAAACAGGAUAAAUACACUUAAUAUAGGUGACUGAAAAAGCUAUAUUUUCCAGCUUGAAGCUCUGAUAAAUAAGCAGUUGUGGGAAAUAAAAGUUUUUACUCUCCUUACAAGAGCAGAAAAAUAUCAUCUUUUUUCUUAAUCGGUUUCAAUCCUCUGUUUAACUAAUCAAAAAAUAUUCUGUAAAAGUACCUGAAUUUGAUAGUGGGCGAUUACUGGUCCAUAUUUUCUUUCUUGAUUCGGUUUCUUUAAUGAUGUUGGUAUAUUGAAGAUGAGGUUUUUAAAAACGCUUGAAAAAAUGUCUUACUCGGUGUUAUUGCUUUGUGUUUCUGAUUUCACAAACUAGACAGUUAAGUUAAUCCAGACGAAAGAAAAAAAAGUGUACUAAGGAAGGAUAACCGCGUACUGCUUUUCUCGGUUCCUGUUUCCAAUAAUCAGAAACGUGACUUUGUUACAAACAAGUAAAAACAGUAGUUUCACGAAGGUUAAAAAAACUGAGUUAUUUAUAACUAAGUAGUAUUGUUUUAGAUAUUAUAAGUAACCAAGAAUUAGCGGCUGUGAGUGGGUUAACCUAAUCAAUUAAGGCUGUGUGCUUGGCGUUCAUCCGUUCUUGGUGUAUUUCAGGUCAGCAUCGUCAAAGUACCCUGGGAAAGGUGCGCGUUGGACCAGCUGGUCCCCCUGGGCCUCCUGGGACACCUGGGCCAGCUGGACUAGCCGGGAAAAUUGGAGCUACUGGACCAUCAGGACCUAAAGGUAAAAUUAUCCGUUGUUUCUUUCUUAGUGUUGGAAACGGGUUAAUCACCAAAUGACGUAAUUCAUGCAAAAGAUAGAAAAGACACUAAAUAAUACCCACACCAAAACACAAGAGGGAAAAAGCAAUAGUUUUCGAGCUGGCUCCAUGGCACCUAACUUAGAAAUUAAAAGCGCUCGUAUCUAAUUAAAUUAAAUUUUCUGGCAAUGAAAUACCCAAUAACGUUGUUGAGUGCUCAGCAUGAGGUUAUUCUUCACAGGGGACCCGGGAAAACCUGGAAUCAACAAGCCAUUCCCAGGCCCUCCUGGUCCUAAAGGAGACCAGGGAGUAGUUGGGAAGACUGGAGCCCAGGGACCACAGGGUGCAAAAGGAGAAAAGGGACAGGAUGGAUCUGGGACAUCAGGGGUGAAGUACAUUCGCUGGGGAAGAACCACAUGUCCUAGUGGCGCUCAGGUAGUUUAUAAAGGUAAGAGAAGGGUCAUCCAAAUAGUAAGGGUUAUUGCACUCUACUGGUCAAUGCAAAUAGGUUCUUAAGAUGUAGAGUGAUUAGCGAAUAUUUCUAUAUCGAGCAAUUCUUUUCCAGUAUUAUUAAGCUUAUUACAUUUAACGUCUUUUCUGCUCUCUCUUUCCAGACAACUUUAUUCCCUAUCUUUUAAACAAUCAUGAAAAAAGAAUUGCACUAGAUCGUUUUUUACGGCCAUUCGGGAUGUAAUAUCGAGUUAUUAAUCAAGUUAAUUUUGCUCCUGGCACUAGGUAUAAUGGGUGGAGAGCACUACAAUCACCAUGGUGGUGGGGCGAAUUACCUCUGCCUUCCACACAAUCCAAAAUAUGACAAGUACAAAAAUGGCCAUCAGCAUGCCGGAUUCGUGUACGGCACUGAAUAUGAAGUGAGUGAUUACAACGGCGACCCUUUUAAGAAAAAUCUUCACAACCAUGAUGCGCCAUGCGUUGUCUGCUUCGUCAAGUCACGUGGCUCAAUGCUGAUGAUGCCUGCUAGGAAUGACUGCCCAUCUGACUGGACCGAGGAGUAUCAUGGGUACCUGAUGACUGCUCUUCAUAACCACGGGCAUUCAAGUGAUUUCGUCUGUGUUGAUGGGGAUCCGGAGUAUGUUUCUGGUAGCCAUGCCGACAAAAAUGGUGCUUUGCUGUACGCUGUGGAAGGUGUUUGUGGCUCACUCCCGUGUCUUCCUUAUGUCAACGGUCGAGAGUUGACAUGCGCUGUGUGUACCAAGUGA
Porites lobata is the source of this 8428-nucleotide messenger RNA. The record is from the annotation of a GenBank genome assembly. NCBI's taxonomy places the organism in Eukaryota, Metazoa, Cnidaria, Anthozoa, Scleractinia, Poritidae.